AUAACAAAAUCCACCCAUUAAAUUUGACACAGAGAUAUCUUGCUCUCUACUUUUUCGCCACCAUCUCUCCCUCUCUCUCUCUAAAGCUGUUUCAAGAUUCAGACUAUGUUCGGCGAAAACUGGACUCGAGUGGCCAUGUCCGACGACUCGUUGGUAGCGGACGCGCUGCUCCUGCUCCGCCACUCGGAACCAAAACCACCGCCGAAGAAAGUCGACGCAUCUCCCAUCAAGCUGAAAUGGAGCGUGCGACAACGGAGAUCGAAGAAAGGAGACCAAACGCGAGCCAGCCCCACAACUCCUCUUUCCUUGAGCGGUGCCACGUCUCUCAGCGGCUGCGGCGGCGGUGGUGCUACCACCGUGGAAGGUUUUGAGGAGUCCAGCGCCGCCGUCAAAACCUCUGAGACCUUUAGAUCUAAGGUUUUUCAAACGAGUGCAAUACCAACAACUCUGUUCAAGAGAUCAAGGAAGAAAAAGACUUUGGCGGAGCUUAAACAUGAAGAAGUCAUGCUCUUGAAGGAAAGCAAUGGCCUGAAAAAUGAAUUAGCAAGUAUGCGCGAGUUGGUCGAGCAACAAAGAGCAAGAAACAAUGCUUUAAAGAAAAUGAAGGCUGAAUCACAAUCCGCCUUGUCCUGCAAACUCGAGCAAGGCUCCUCCUUCUUGCUCCCUGAUCUAAACAUGCCACUAGAUACCGACACGAGCCCAUGAGUAUAUUAUUUCCUAAUUUUUUUCCCAUCACACGCAAACCACUAUACCUCCUACCCACAAAUAUGUUUUUAACUGUAACUAUAUGAGUAUGAACAAUGUAGAUUAAUAUAACCCUUUUGGCCAUUUCCCGUGGCCUCUGUAGAAUAUUGGCUUCAAGGAGAGGUCAUUCGAGUUUAUGUUUCUCGAUAUAUCCUCUUCUCUAGGCGGUAGUAUGAUUUUUUCUUUUUUGCUCUGUCAUUCUCCCACUUUCACAUGAUGUGAGAUGUAAUUACCAUCAUAGAUAAUACACUUUUCUAUA
Molecule: messenger RNA, 1003 nt
Organism: Raphanus sativus (radish)
Lineage: Eukaryota; Viridiplantae; Streptophyta; Magnoliopsida; Brassicales; Brassicaceae
Exons: 5
Coding region: 106-705 (199 amino acids)
Source: RefSeq, a predicted model, not a curated record